Messenger RNA from Phalaenopsis equestris, 1929 nucleotides. RefSeq names its product protein transport protein Sec61 subunit alpha-like. Bases 248 to 1675 code for a protein of 475 amino acids. Gene Ontology annotation, molecular function: transmembrane protein transporter activity; signal sequence receptor activity; ribosome binding. Gene Ontology annotation, biological process: SRP-dependent cotranslational protein targeting to membrane, translocation; post-translational protein targeting to membrane, translocation. The transcript has 7 exons. The record is from RefSeq and is a predicted model, not a curated record. Gene Ontology annotation, cellular component: membrane; Sec61 translocon complex. NCBI's taxonomy places the organism in Eukaryota, Viridiplantae, Streptophyta, Magnoliopsida, Asparagales, Orchidaceae.
CAUUACAGGUCUGAGUUACGACUGACUCAAAUUUUCCGAGUCACUCCGCCGGGAUAUAGCUCAUCGUCGUCUUCCUCCGACCAGUUCGGGAAGCGUAUCCACGCUGUUUCCGCGAGGUUGUUUUGAAGGUCACGAGAAGAAAGAGCUAGGGUUCGUCCAUUUCGUCAACACUUUUCUCCGAUUUAUCUUCGCCGUUACGAUUCGUCGAGUUGGAUUCUCUGCUUUGAUUGAUCUGCGGAAAAAAAAAAUGGCGGGAGGGUUUAGGGUGCUGCAUCUGGUGAGGCCGUUCCUGGCGAUCUUGCCGGAGGUGGAGAGUGCAGAUCGGAGGAUACCUUUCAGGGAGAAGGUCAUCUACACGGUGAUAUCUCUUUUCAUCUUUCUGGUCUGUAGUCAGCUUCCUCUAUAUGGCAUCCACUCAACCACUGGUGCCGAUCCGUUUUAUUGGAUGCGUGUCAUUCUCGCGUCCAACAGAGGAACUGUUAUGGAGUUGGGGAUUACUCCUAUUGUGACAUCUGGACUAGUUAUGCAACUGUUGGCUGGAUCCAAGAUCAUCGAAGUCGAUAAUAGCGUUAGAGAAGAUCGGGCGUUGUUGAAUGGAGCACAGAAGUUACUUGGCAUUCUAAUUGCAAUAGGAGAGGCAGUGGCUUAUGUUCUUUCUGGGAUGUAUGGCAGUGUCAGCCAACUUGGUUCUGGUAAUGCUAUACUGAUAAUCCUUCAGCUUUGCUUUGCCGGUAUCAUUGUCAUUUGUUUAGAUGAACUGCUCCAAAAGGGUUAUGGUCUUGGAUCUGGCAUUUCGCUUUUCAUAGCCACCAACAUAUGUGAAAAUAUCAUCUGGAAGGCAUUUAGUCCCACCACCAUUAACACUGGAAGGGGUGCUGAAUUUGAGGGUGCAGUUAUCGCAUUGUUCCAUUUACUAAUUACUCGAACGGACAAGGUCCGUGCACUACGGGAAGCUUUUUACCGGCAAAAUCUCCCAAAUGUGACCAAUCUACUUGCUACUGUUUUGGUCUUUCUCAUUGUCAUAUAUUUCCAAGGAUUUCGAGUGGUUCUUCCAGUUAGGUCGAAGAAUGCUCGUGGACAGCAGGGUUCUUAUCCUAUCAAGCUAUUUUACACCUCCAACAUGCCUAUUAUCUUACAGUCUGCGCUUGUAUCCAACUUAUAUUUCAUAUCUCAGUUGCUUUAUAGGAGGUACAGUGGAAAUUUCCUUGUAAAUCUGCUGGGUACAUGGAAGGAAUCCGAAUAUUCUGGUCAAUCUGUACCUGUUGGUGGGAUAGCUUAUUAUAUUACAGCUCCAUCGAGUCUGGCAGAUAUGGCUGCAAAUCCAUUCCAUGCUCUUUUUUACAUAGUUUUUAUGCUCUCUGCAUGUGCACUUUUCUCAAAGACUUGGAUCGAGGUAUCCGGGUCAUCUGCAAGAGAUGUAGCUAAGCAGCUCAAGGAACAGCAAAUGGUGAUGCCAGGCCAUCGGGAAUCCAAUCUACAGAAGGAGCUGAACCGUUAUAUUCCAACAGCUGCCGCUUUUGGCGGAAUGUGCAUUGGUGCUCUCACCGUGGUAGCUGAUUUCAUGGGAGCAAUCGGUUCCGGGACUGGAAUUCUUCUUGCCGUCACUAUCAUAUAUCAAUAUUUUGAGACUUUUGAGAAGGAGAGAGCAACCGAACUUGGUUUCUUUGGCUUAUAAAUAGAAGGAUUUUUAGCGUUGCUAAUUACUUAUUUCCGUAUCCCUGUCUAGGAAUAUAAGUUACAGUGCAGUCUCAUUGCAUCGCAUUUUUCAAUCAGUUUCUCUGUUUAGCGUUUCAGUAAGCAAAUUGGGAUAAUAAUAUGGACGUGCAGAGAGGUAGGUUUUACCCAUGCUGAGAUGAGAUAUCAAUUUUGAUUUUUGAUACUAUUUCUCUUUAGUUUUUGAUUAACAACUGCUUGCUUGCUUAUUUUGUC